Molecule: messenger RNA, 1178 nt
Organism: Saccostrea cuccullata (small rock oyster)
Lineage: Eukaryota; Metazoa; Mollusca; Bivalvia; Ostreida; Ostreidae
Exons: 4
Coding region: 19-705 (228 amino acids)
Molecular function (GO): scavenger receptor activity
Source: RefSeq, a predicted model, not a curated record
CAAGGUCGUUAUGGAGUAAUGUGUGCUGGAAAUGGAACAGUCAAUGAAACAGCAACCACGGAUGGCGACUACUCCAUUUGUCAUGGAACACAACACACUGAAAAUGUCACGUGGUACAUAGACUUCACAACUUUGAAAAGUAUUUACCGGAUUGCAAUUUCAGGAGAAGUUACCUAUGAAACUCCAAGUGGUCAUUUGUCUGUUUAUAUUUCUAAUUCGAGUUCUUGGACGACGGGGUUCUUGUGCGCCAAACUAAAAAAGAAUAUCAACAAACAAUUAACUCUAAAUACCACAUGUGCUAAACAUGGUCGUUAUGUUGUGAUACACUUUGAGGGGAACUCUGAUUUAAUUCAAAGUGGCAAGUCUCCUCGGACGAAAUCAGAUUGGUUUUUCAUUUGUGAAAUCAAAAUAGAAGGAUGCGACGCUGGUGUUUUUGGUGAAAACUGUAACAAAAAUUGUUCAAGACACUGUAUUGGAAAAAAUUGUGACAUUCUAGAUGGAAGAUGUCUAAGCACGAUGUGUUCUGAUGGUUGGCAAGGGAACAGCUGUAGUAAGAGAUGUUCCAAUCGAACGUACGGGCAUCAAUGUCAAUCAACUUGUGGAAAAUGUGCAAACUUACGUGAUUGUCAUCACCUGACCGGCAAUUGCGCAGAGGGAUGUGUUGAUGGAUGGGAAGGGAAUAAAUGUGACAAAGGUAUAAUGUGAAUCCUUUUCUUAAUUAGAUCCAUAUGUUUAGAAAUGUAAAACAAUUUUAAACAUCUACUAAUCCAAUUUUUUUAUAACAAAAAAAAUCACAUGGUAUUUCAAAACGUAAGAAACUUGAAUAAUGAGUUGUAAUCCCAACUCAUCAAGUUGUAUCUUGCAUUUACAUGUAACAUUUGCAUCAAAUGAAAAUGGAAAUAAUUGAACACAAUAUAUAAUAUUCCUUCUUGACAUUUCCAUCUGAAAUGCAACAUACAAAUGCAUAAAAGCAAAUACAUUCUUCAUGAAUAAUAAAUAAGUCUCGCCACUCAUUAUUACCUAUUUUAUCGACAUUUGACAAUUGAUUCCGUGGCCGGGAUGCAUGUAACUCGGAUAAGAUCACAACAAUUCUGCGAAAGCUUUCUAGAAAUUGCAGUUGACUAUGACGAAGUGUAACCAAACUAACCUCUCUGAAUUUAAGAGUUACAGAAGAUAUU